Messenger RNA from Prorocentrum cordatum, 807 nucleotides. The record is from the annotation of a GenBank genome assembly. Lineage: Eukaryota; Dinophyceae; Prorocentrales; Prorocentraceae.
GCGCUGGCGCCGCCGCCCGCCUCCGGCCCGCCUGCGCCCUGUUCGUGCUGCACCAGGUGUUCUGCUGCUGCCACAGCGCAGCCCUGCUGCCGCCCCUCGCGGGAGCGCUGCUCCAGAGCGCGCACGGGCCGCAGACCGCGCGGUGUCGCGUGUUCCGGCUGCCGGAGCCGCCGGCCACGUACCGGGCGACCAACGCCGAUGUCUCUGGGCCGCCGUCCACCGAGGGCACCCCGCCAGAAGGCGCCAGGCCCCCGGGUUCGGCGUUGGGCCCCCCGAUGCCGCAGCCCGGCGAUCCGGCCGAUUCCGCCAGCGCGGACGGGUCAGGCCCCCUCCCGCGGGACAGGCUGCUGGCCUUGCUCCGGCAGCCGCAGGACUUCACGGUGUCGCUGGUAAUCGGCCUCUUGCAGGCGCUGGUGGACCUCCGGCACGAGGCCUGGGCAGGCGGCGUGCUGGCGCAGGCCGGGCUGCUCCCCCCGCCGGGCAGCGGCCUCCCAGGCAGAGCCCGGGGCGCGGACGCCGGCGCCCCCGACCACGGCGGCUGCCUGUCGGCCCUCGGCGGCUACCCGCGGGGCCGAGGCCCCGCGGAGGCGCAAGCCCGGACGGAGGAGCCCGGCGGCGCCGCGCCUGCCGCUGGCCCGGAGGUGCUGCUCCUCGCGGCGCAGGCUCUGGAGUCCCACGCUUCGCUCAGGAUGGUGACGGUCCAGACGCUGGCGCGGUUUCUGUCGGAUCUGGCGGCGGAGUUGCUGGCGGAGUGGCGCUCCCAGAAUGGCGGGCCGCACCGCUGGCGGCCGUGUGCCGCGCGGAGAG